AAAUUAUAUGUAUGUGUGUGGUUGUUGUUUGUUUUGAUUUCUCAUCUUUUUUCUUUUUGUUGUUUUUUGAUUGUCUCAAAUUCAAAAUGUUUUAUUGUGGGAAUGUGUAUAAAGUAUAAAAUCUGAACCAUUAGUAUUUCCUCUCUCUUCUUUUUGACUCGCACAUUGUUCUCGCAGCUGAAUGAUCUCCAGUCUUUCCCAUUUAUUUUGCAACACUGGCCAUUCAUGCUUCAUUCAUUAGUUUAUCACAUGGUAUUAGUCAGACAAAAAUGUCCCAAUUAUCCGGUUGCUCCAAGUAUUUUUCCUGACAUUCAAGAGUUUCUUGUGGAAAACAAGCCGAGCAUUUAAGGAGACGGUGGAGAGAGACACAAGACGCUGCUUCUUGCUGUUCUUGUAAGUAUGGUCUUGUUUUUAAAGGAGUUAGAUUUGCCUUUUAAGAUUUGUCUUCAUUUGUCACUGUUACCGAGAGCUGUGUGCUACUUUCGUUACCUCUUAUGCAUAAUAAAUGUGGUCCAGAAAGUAAAACGGUUAUGCUAGAAAGUUGAAUUUGUUCAUCUGGGUACAGUGUCCUCAGCAUCAGGAUUAACAGAAUCAAUUUUCUGGGAUUUGCUUACCUGGAUUAUUGAGCAUGUCUCAAAAUAAAUCAGUUGAGUGCGGCUUCACCCUAGAAUCUGUCAGCACUGUGUGAGCAUGUUAUAAUCCUAAAGAACUUGUAACAAGCUUGAAAUUUAUUCAGUUACUAUCAAAGCUACAAAAACUUCUCCUUUAAUGACAGUAUCCGUGUCUUUCAUGGAGUAUCUUCUCAUUUCCAGCACCAAAUACAGCCUGCUCCUUUCAAAAGUGAGAACAUGUUGUUCUAGUAGGGAUACAGCACCCUCCGGUGGCACACAAGGACAUGGUGAUCUCAUUCCUCUGGGCUGUGGUCACUUAUGUGCCCCUUCUGUGGUUUGUGAGGGUGACUGAAGGGAUGCCUGACCCCGCUCAGAGGGACCUGCUGAUGCGUCAGGAGGCAUCCAGGCAAACGGGAGGACAAGUGGUGCUGACAGCGGCCGAGCAGAAGCUGGACGCUUACCUCCAUCGAUUGAAGGAGCAAGAGAUGUCUGCCACACCUUUUCCUCCUGCUUUGCAUUUCUUCAAAGCAAAACCUCUCAUUGAGAAGAGCCCAGUCUUUAAACUGCUGCAAAAGAUGCCUAAAGGCGCAGCCCUCCACAUCCACAGCUCCUCUCUGGUCAGUGUUGAGUGGCUGGUGAAAAACGUCACCUACAGACCUAACUGCUACAUCUGCUUCACUUGGGACAACUCUGUCCGCUUCCAGUUCUCAGCUCGCCAGCCCUUCCCACGCUGGGACUGCUUCUACUGGCAACUGCUCGAGACCUUGAGAGCCAAAAUAGGAGAUCCUACUGGCUUUGAUAACAGUUUAAUGCAGCACCUCACUCUGGUCACCGAGGAUCCAGAUGGUCAAUACCCAAGCCAAGACGUUGUGUGGGGGAAGUUUGAGAAAGCCUUCAUCGCAUCUGCGGGCUUAGUCACCCAUGCUCCAGUCCUGAAGGAUUAUUUUUAUAAAGGCCUAGAGGAGCUUCACCGCGACAACAUCCUGUAUCUGGAACUGAGGAGCGGUCUCUCAAGGACAUACGAGCUCGAUGGAACUAUUCACGAUAAGUUCUGGACUCUGAAAACAUUUCAAGAGGUUACAAAGAAAUUUAUUGGAGACCAUCCAGACUUUCUCGGGGCUCGUAUCAUAAUUUCUGUCCACAGAGCUUUGAGUAUAUCUGAGGUCAAAGCUGCUGUAAAAGAGGCCAUUCAGCUGCAAAAGGACUUCCCAGAUGUCGUUGCAGGAUUUGACAUGGUUGGACGGGAGGACAGCGGGAAGAGUCUUUGGUUCUUCAGAGAGGCCCUCUCUCUGCCAGCUGAACUUGGUGUCAGAUUGCCGUACUUCUUUCAUGCAGGGGAGACAGAUGACGAAGGCACAGACACAGAUCAAAAUAUUCUUGAUGCCCUUCUAUUCAACACCAUGCGCAUUGGCCACGGCUACGCUUUAGCGCACCAUCCGCUUGCCAAAGAACUUUCUAGGAAAAGAAAUGUGGCUGUGGAGCUUUGUCCCAUCUCAAACCAGGUGCUGAAGCUGGUUUCAGACCUGAGGAACCACCCUGCUACUGUGCUGAUGUCAGAGGGUCACCCGAUGGUCAUCAGUGCCGAUGACCCGUCCCUGUUUGGCACCACAGGCCUCUCCUAUGACUUCUAUCAAGCAUUCGUGGGCAUCGGAGGGUUGAAAGCAAACCUGGGCACGCUCAAAGAACUGGCUGCAAACUCCAUCACGUAUAGCUCACUCCCAGCUCAUCUGAAGGAUUCAGGUCGUGCCAUGUGGCAGAAAAAGUGGGACGCCUUCAUUUCUGCCAACUCAUAACAGCCGAGUGAUAUUAGAUCCUGACUGACUUGAAUGAAUGACUGAAUGUUUGUAAUAUCACUAAGGUAAAUAUUCAUAGGCCUUUAGCAGACUGUAUUUAAAAAAAAAAAGAUUAAGGCUAUUGGAGUCUCUGUUAACAGUAAGACUAACAGUUUGACGGCAUUGGCAGGUUGGUACUGUAAGUGUCUUAGUAGCUUUUUAACCCCUUGAGCGAUCACGAAGAAGCUUUACAAGAGACCAGCUGACAGUGGGGGGGGAGGUUUGGUCAAGUUUGUCAUGCACAGCUAGUCUUUUGUCUUCAUAAUACCAAACAUGUACAGGGGAACUAUUCACAAGGAAAUUUCUCUAUUCAAAACAAACAAGAAAAAUGUUUCUUUGUAGUUGAUGCACAUACAUACGUAUAGACAUACAUACAUCUAAUUUAAAUACAAAAAGUAGAAGAAAAAAAGUUUCACUUUUUCAGUGACUCACUUCAGAAACCUUGUUUCUUUUUUAAAUAAUGAUGUAACGAAAGACAACUAAAGAUCUUUCUUUGACACGAGGUUCACUUUUUGUGCAAUAAACAGCUGAUUAUCUUCUGAGACCUGCCCAGCAGUCUCUUAGUGGUCUUUGAUGAGAUUUUGUAUAUUCCAGCUCUGACCGGUGCACUGCUGGACGAUGAGUUGGUAAAAGCCAACGUCAUCCUUCGCAAUUUCUAGACAUCGCUUUGUUUUUCUGUUCUGGAUCGGUCCUCCCUGCAAAUAAACACAUUUUAUUGUCUCC
This is a messenger RNA of Haplochromis burtoni (Burton's mouthbrooder), 3166 nucleotides long. RefSeq names its product adenosine deaminase 2b (gene ada2b). Gene Ontology annotation, molecular function: adenosine deaminase activity. Bases 896 to 2404 code for a protein of 502 amino acids. Lineage: Eukaryota; Metazoa; Chordata; Actinopteri; Cichliformes; Cichlidae. The transcript has 9 exons. Gene Ontology annotation, biological process: adenosine catabolic process; inosine biosynthetic process. The record is from RefSeq and is a predicted model, not a curated record.